AAACGUUUAACUAUCCUGGUCUGGGUUUGGAGGCCAGCCGCCGCACACCGUCUCCGCCCUCCGUGAAGGUUGCCGGCGCUUGGAGGUCUCCAAAUCGAGUUAGUGGCUCCUCCCCCAACCCGUUCCCCAUCAGCGACGGGCGCUCCGGGGAAGCGUUUCGACCCUGCACGGCCGCAUCUGCGCCUCCGGCCUUGCUUCGGGGUCCUCGUCUCCCACUCCGGCCUCCGCCCACUCGUCACUCUGUGCAGAUCGAGCCGACCAGCCAAGUGAGCAGCAGAGACUUGAUUUGUCAGAAAUCGAGUAUGUUUGUUUGAAAUAUUAUUGCAGCUUGGGUAUCAAUCGCAGGAGGAGGAAUUGGCUGUUAAUAUUUAUUGCAUAUUUGAGCUUGUCAGCUGGUUGCUUGUUUGGGCAUGGGUAUGCCAUUGUGAAUGUAAUUGUGUUUUUGGCGGUGAUUUGGUUGCUCAGUUUCUGGCAGUUGGCAGUCAUGGUAUAUGAGCAUUUGACAUUUCAGCUGGUUGUUUCGGCAUUCGAGCAUUUUCCUUGUGACUAAACGUGUUAGUUGAUUCCUAGUGGCAGUUGUCUUGUCGUUGGCAGUUGGUCCUUGGAUUUGGCAGAACCAGUUAGUAUGGUGGAGCCAGUUCAGGUGACAGCACCAGCACCAGCACCAGCUGCUUCUACUGUAGUGAACAAACAGGAAGACUUGGCUAGGCAUCCUGCUGAAAAAUCAAGGGUGGAUUCGGCAGUAGCUAGUCCUUCCACGAUUGGAGGUGACAGGGCUAAUCCUGAAUGCAUGAAGUUGUCUGUUGUGACAGUAGUAAUGGAGCGCUCUGAUCUUUUGCCUGGCGAUUACACUACAAAAUACAGUACUGGAUUCAUCCUUAUCUCUGAGAAAUCUUACUCCAUGAUAUUCAGUUCUUUGCCAUAUAAUCCAUCUAAUGUUAAAAAAGUCACAUUCAAAUAUCAUGUCAUUUUUGAAGAAGGGACUGCCAAGUUUGAAGCUAGAGAGGUCUUCUAUGAUGAGGAUCACAAGUUUAUAAUACUCAUUGCCAGAACUAAUAAAGAAUAUGCAGCUGUAAAUUUCAGAGAUGGCCUCCCAAAUCGUGAAUUGGUUUUCACUAUUGGAGCGAUGGCUGGUACAAAGUUGAAUUCAGCAUCAAAAACAGCUCCAAUUAAGGCAUUGAUAGGGCGUCUUGGGAUUUACAAGGGGGAAGUGAUAACACCCAUUUGUGAUGCCGUGAAUCUUAAAAAUGGAAAGGAAAGUUGGAGUGAGAUGUACUUUGAACUUUCGUGUGAUGUUCAUGAUCGUAUGGUCACAUUAACAAAUAUUGACGGGGAAAGGAGAAGACUAACAUCAGAUACUGUGCGCUCAGCACCUGUGUUUUCUUUGAGUAAUGAAUUUAUUGGUUUAAUAUAUUCACAUGGAAUGUGCCAUGAUGUGAAAGUUGGGCUGCACAGAAAAUCCAUAAUCACAUUGAUAAAAAAAAUGUGUGGGCGUGAUAAUUGGAAGGAUGUACUGAAGGGAGCAGCAAAGGUAUACUUGGAGGCAGAAGCAAAGAAAACAUGUUAACUUCAUCGCUGAAUUUUGCAACUUGUAGGGAAACUUAAGAUUUUGGAGUUAAUGUUCGGUCUUCACUUUGAUGAAUUUAAGAUGAAGGUUAGAAAGAAUCAAGAAUAUUUUGGAGGGUGUAAGAUGAUAUCAUGCUUGGUUGUCAAUCUAUGUAGUUAAUGAGUACAAGACUUGUUGGUUCCUUUUGUUGUGUUUGGAUGACUAUGAACCACAAACCCAUGCUGUCUUAAUGUUUAUUUAUUGAUAUUGGUGCAUGUAAGCCGUUGAAAAGUUGCGGCACUCAUUUUCCAUGUUGAGAUUGGCAAUGAUAUAUCUUUAGCUACUAGACCCUUUUUCA
This is a messenger RNA of Panicum virgatum (switchgrass), 1904 nucleotides long. RefSeq lists its product as uncharacterized. NCBI's taxonomy places the organism in Eukaryota, Viridiplantae, Streptophyta, Magnoliopsida, Poales, Poaceae. The transcript has 5 exons. The record is from RefSeq and is a predicted model, not a curated record. Bases 626 to 1567 code for a protein of 313 amino acids.